AUGACGCGACUACCUCAGUCCAGCCAGUUUGAUUACAUCGUUGUCGGUGGAGGGAUCGGGGGCAUGGUGGUAGCAUCUCGCCUAAGCGAGGACCCUACAACAACCGUCCUCCUUAUCGAGGCCGGCCCCGAUCGAACAGGGGACCCUCGCAUUGAGACACCGGGCCUAGUAACCACAUUAUUUGGUGACUCGGUCGUCGACUGGGACUUCCUAAGUGAACCACAGGCCCAUGUCAAAGAUCGACAAAUCCCUCAGCCUCGAGGACGAGUUCUGGGAGGCUCAUCCGCCCUCAACUUCUCGGUGGUUGUGUACCCAUCUCGGCAAGACUGGGCGGCAUGGUCUGCCCUAGGAAACGAAGGCUGGAGUGCAGAGCACAUGGCGCCUUAUAUGCGAAAGUUUCAAACCUACAAGGAGCCAGCCACCUCUACUGUGGACCUCCUGGGCCUGGAUCAUGACGCCGACCCCAGCAAGUACGGUUCUCAGGGACCCGUCCCCAUCGGACACCCAGCAGUCUAUGGGCCCUUCAACAAAGCUUGGAAUCAAGCAUUUGAAGAACUUGGCUGGCAGGAUAAAAAUGACCCUAUUUCCGGGAAUAAAUCGGGUUCCUUCACGUGCCAAUUAUCUGUUGAUCCAACCACCGGUGUACGAGGAUAUGCGACCUCCUAUCGCCCGGCAGAAAGACCCAAUUUGAUCGUAUGGACUGAGGCACGCGCUGAGAAGAUUCACCUCACGAAAAACAACAGAAACGAAUUAUUGGCGACUGGGGUGCAGAUUUCGGAUCAUCUGGGAGUCCAGCGCACCGCAACCGCCAGACGUGAGAUCGUUCUCUCUGCCGGCAGUAUACACUCUCCACAGCUGCUGGAGCUCUCGGGGAUUGGAGAUGCGCAGCGGUUACGGCAAUUUGAUAUCCCUGUCAUGCUCGACCUGCCUGGGGUUGGUGAGAACCUACAAGACCACUGUAUCAGUUCCAUCAGCUACAAAGUUGCUAAAGGUCAGAUUUCUACAGAUGCCAUGCGCGAUCCGCAUUUAGCACAGGACUUUCUGAACCUUUACGAGAAAACCAGGUCAGGUCCUCUAGCGGGACUUCCGAUCAGUGUUGCAUUUCUCCCACCAGUAAACGAUCAAGGCAAAGUCCCGAUGGAUGAGAUGCGUAGCCUUGUGGAGGCAUAUUUGCCUGAUAGCCAGAAUCAGCAUCAGACCGGCAGACAGAAACAAACCCAAAUCAAUCGUCAAAUGCUCCUUGACAACCAAGAAUCAACUAUUCAAUAUAUCCUUCUUCCAUUCCAGAUGGCCACCAAGCCCGGGCUGAUGACCAUGGCAGAUAUAUUUGAGCACGAAACUGAGGAUAAUUACAUCAGCAUCGUUGCGAUGCUCAGCCAUCCGUUUUCUCGCGGUUCAGUCCACAUUAAGUCAGGGGACGUCAGGGACAAGCCGACUUUUGACCCCAACUACCUCGAACACCCGAUGGAUCUGGAACUGCUUGCUCGACAUACACAAUACAUUGAGAGGAUCGUUCACACGGAGCCGUUUCAGAUGGUAGUGCAGCCCCAAUGCUGUCUUCCCGAGUCCAGCGCAGCGGAUCUCACAGACUUAGAGUCGGCCAAACAAGUAGUGCAGGAUCGGUUACUCUCUUGCUUCCACCCAGUGGGAACUUGUGCUAUGAUGCCACUUGACAUGGGAGGCGUUGUAGAUGACCAACUGAGGGUGCAUGGUACGCGCAAUCUGCGGGUCGUCGACGCAAGUAUCUUUCCACUGGAGCCGCAGGGAAACAUACAAGCGACUCUGUAUGCAGUCGCAGAGAGGGCCGCGGAUCUCAUCAAGCAGAACUGCAGCGAAUGA
Molecule: messenger RNA, 1839 nt
Organism: Aspergillus terreus NIH2624
Lineage: Eukaryota; Fungi; Ascomycota; Eurotiomycetes; Eurotiales; Aspergillaceae
Product: GMC family oxidoreductase
Exons: 1
Coding region: 1-1839 (612 amino acids)
Molecular function (GO): oxidoreductase activity, acting on CH-OH group of donors; flavin adenine dinucleotide binding
Source: RefSeq, a predicted model, not a curated record